Molecule: messenger RNA, 243 nt
Organism: Schistosoma guineensis
Lineage: Eukaryota; Metazoa; Platyhelminthes; Trematoda; Strigeidida; Schistosomatidae
Source: the annotation of a GenBank genome assembly
AUGGGUGACUUGAUGAAAUUUGUUCGACAGCAGUUCUUUGAUAACAACUGGACUAAAUCUAUUGAUCCUGAUUCUCUUAAUGAAGAAAAACUGGAAUGUAUCGAUGCCUCUUUCAGUCAUAUGGAUGUAAAAUCAAAGUUGUGUUUACUCUUAGCUUUCAGCAACAUGAAACAAAGUACAGUACAACAGGUUUGUAAUGAUCGUUAUCAAGUAUCUUCCCUGUUAUCUUGUCUACUUUUAUAA